AUGGCGCGGUGGUGGCGCAGCGGCGCUCCGGCGGCGGUGGCGGUGAACGCGAACGGGGUGGCAGAGGGGUGCUCACCGGCGGCGAUCGUGGCGGACAGGGGCGGCACCGGCGGCCAGUGGGGAGGUGGCUUCGGGACGGGGCGAAGGGAUGGGGAAUUGGAGGAGGUCGCGAGGGUGCCCUAUGCCGGCGGAAUCAGACGGGGACGGCACAGGGACGGCGGAUUUGGGCAGUGGAGGCCGGCGGCCAUGGCGCUAAAGCAGAGCAAGGCGGUUGCGGGCGCGGUGGCGCACGACGCGCGCACGACGAGUGCGAGCGCGGUGACAGAGGGGGAGCUAGGCAGGUGGGAGCGAGGCGAAGGCGAGGCCAGCCGAGCGCGCGGGCAAGGUCGGCUCGGCCAUUUAUGCGGCGGCGACAGGGCGGUUCGGGGAACAGAGGACAACGACGCGGCGGCAAUGGGUGAGGCGGGGGCCGGGACGCCCAGGGCGCGCGGGCGGUAG
This is a messenger RNA of Panicum virgatum (switchgrass), 498 nucleotides long. RefSeq lists its product as uncharacterized. The record is from RefSeq and is a predicted model, not a curated record. NCBI's taxonomy places the organism in Eukaryota, Viridiplantae, Streptophyta, Magnoliopsida, Poales, Poaceae. The transcript has 2 exons. Bases 1 to 498 code for a protein of 165 amino acids.